Molecule: messenger RNA, 1637 nt
Organism: Diorhabda sublineata
Lineage: Eukaryota; Metazoa; Arthropoda; Insecta; Coleoptera; Chrysomelidae
Product: sialin-like
Exons: 10
Coding region: 110-1624 (504 amino acids)
Biological process (GO): transmembrane transport; monoatomic anion transport
Cellular component (GO): plasma membrane
Molecular function (GO): transmembrane transporter activity
Source: RefSeq, a predicted model, not a curated record
GAAUUAUAUCUUACAGAUUACAAAAUGGCUGGAACGAUGUUGUUGUUGUUGAUGUUAAUUUUUAUUUAACGUGUAUAGUUUAGUGUCAAAGUUUAGUAAUUAUAUUUAGAUGAAUUCUGCUUGUUUAGAAAUGCCUCCUGGAUUAUCCACUUUAAAGAGAGGUAGCAUCCAACUACAAAAAGCUGCUAAAGUUGUGAAUGAUCAAAUUGGCAAUCGACAAGUCUUAGUAGUAUUCGUUCUCACGGGAUUUGUUUUAUGUGGGGUAGUAGAGCAAAGCGCAUUUGUAGCUUUGCGCGCCAAUAGUACAUCUAACUAUUCAGCUGCAGAAUUUGCUGAAUAUGUGGAAAAUACAAGUUAUAUUACGAGCUAUUGUCAGCCACCUGGUCAUAUGGAGAAUAAUAAGAAAGAUGUACAUGUUGUAAGAUCCAUUCCACAUAUCGAGAUUCCAAUGACACGAACGGAUGAAACAGAAGCGGCUUUACGACAAGCCUUUAUGUGGGGAACACUAAUUUCCCCAUUAGCAGCAAGCAGGGUAGCGGCAAGAGUGGGUGCUGAAAAACUUUUUGGAGCAGGAGUAUUAGGAGCAGGAAUUCCAUCAAUAAUGGUACCGGCUUCUUGGUUGACAGCAUAUCACGUCUUUAUCAGAUUCAUUCAAGGAGUUUUUAUGGGUGCUACUUGGCCUGCAGCUCAUAUGCUGGCAGUAACUUGGAUCAAACCGAAGCAUGUUAGUGGCUUUGUUUCACUUUAUACAGCUGUGAAUCUUGGAUACGCUAUAGUAGGAAUCUUGGGAAGUUUUCUCGUCAAGAAACUCGGACGAGAUUGGUUAAGCUAUGUUAUAUCUCUAACUACGUUUCUAUGGUAUUUUUUAUGGUGGAGGUUUGUUGAGCAAUCACUCAAUCCAUAUAGACCAAAAAGAGAUGAGCACCGACAUUUACCGUGGAGACGACUAUUAGCUUCCAAACCGGCAUGGGCAUGUGGAAUAGCAGUUAUUGGUAGUCAGUGGGCAGACGCCACGCUAAUGCUUGGAAUCACUAAAUAUUUGAAACUAGUGUAUGGGUUUUCUAUAGAAUACGAAGACGUUUUACAAUCACUGCCCCACAUUGGUCAUUUUUUUGCUGCCAUUACUUUUGGUAUUGUUGUAGAUCACGUUCGAGAAUCAGGAUUGAUAUCUACUACAACAUCCCGGAAGUUUUUUGUGUAUUUAUCACAUUUCCCUCCGGCUGCUUUGAUAUUCGUUUUGGGGUAUACGGGUUGCGAUCCUGCUGCCCCUGCAGCAUUAUAUACUGCAGCGUUAGCAAUGACUGGAGCAACACCGGCUGGAGCUUUUGCCAGUGCUGCAGAUAUCGCUCCAAAUUUUGCUGGAACUGUCUUCGGUCUAUGUCAAACAGUUGGUGCCGCUGGACUGCUAGCAGCAAAUUAUGUAGUAUCUGAGGGACUUCAUGGCUCAUUUGCUGGAUGGUGGCGAUUGGUUUUUGGUGUAUCGUCUGCAGUCCUUCUUGUAACCGCAACGUUUUUCAUGGUAAUGGGAAGUGGUUCAAUACAAGACUGGAAUGAGCCUGGAAAUGCUCAAUCUGAACCUGAAUAUGAGGAAGAACCUUCAAGGCUUGAAUCAGUACUUGAAUAAAUUUUCCAACAUU